This is a messenger RNA of Schistosoma rodhaini, 10445 nucleotides long. The record is from the annotation of a GenBank genome assembly. Lineage: Eukaryota; Metazoa; Platyhelminthes; Trematoda; Strigeidida; Schistosomatidae.
GGAAACAGUGGACCAAUAGCGUACUUAAUAUCCCAAUAAAAUGCGCAACAUAUCUAAAUGGUGCUCACUAUAAAUAUAUUCAGUGCGAUGGCGGACGGCGUAUGCCUCUUUGUCCCAUUGUGCACUCGUACAUUCAUUUCCUGGACACCUAUCAGUAGAGAUUAUCAGGAGUCUAAUGACCAGCCGGUACUACUUUUGACUCGUAGUUCUUUUCUAAUUGUUGUUUUUAAAUUAUAUAUCUGUUUAUACAUCAUUUGAUGUAAUGUGUCCUCAGGAAAAUCUUUGUUGCUGUAUUUUUACAAAGCUCGCAGAUAAGACAUUUGCAUGAAUAUCAUUGUCAGUGCAUCUGUCGUUAGCUCAAGUUCCAUUUUCCCGGAAGUUUCUAAUGAAGCUUCCCCGAAACGGGCGACGUUUUCUGGGAAUAAGUUGGUUGUUAACACAUUAACAAAUGGUCCUUAUAAAUCAUGAUCAACUUUGAUAACAAUCAUUUUGGCCGACUACUCAAGUUUUCUGAAAAAAAUACUUUAAAACCUUGCCAAAAUUUCGGGACUUCGGCUAAGCACAGCUGAAUAUUCCUGGUAGUGCCUUUUUCUUGAAUGAAGAUUCCCCGAUAUGCAAUGUUGAAAGACUUCCUAUUGUUCGUGAGUUAUGAUUGUUACAGGUUAUAACAGUACUGUAGACACUUGUUAUUCGCGUAUAUCGUCAGCCUGACCAAGUCGUUUUCCUAGGUCUACGUUAUUAUUUGAGACUGCGAAAUCUUAUACCUUGUUUCCGAUGGGAAGCUGGCAGUUGGUUUUUUCAAGGCUCUAGCAAGUUAUAAGUAAGUUAACUAAUGACUUUAGUGGGAAUAACAUGAGCAAGUAUCCUUUUAUAAGCUCAGCUUGAUAUUGAAGACGUCAGUUUUAGUGUAGUCUUCAGAUCACAGUGCUUAGGAUACCAUAGCAAAUGCAUUCCAUAUCCUACCUUCACAGUUUUGGUCCAAGCUACCACAAAAAUUGGCGUUCACUACUGACCACAUCUUUGUGGGUACAUUUAUUUUUACGGGCAAAUAUAUGUGUGACCAGUCGUUAAACUAUAGCUUUUUACAGCAUCUUAUGAAUAUUCAUGAUCACUUAUCACUGAAUUCACACAGCGACUUCAUAUAGACAAAUAACUGUGUGAUCUGGACAACCAGUGGUUGUGGAUUUCAUUUUCGUUUUUACAUCAAAAGUCUGUUAUAUCCUUAACAAAUAUAAUCAGAACAUGUCCUAAUAUAUACACUACCGUCUUCAUAUUCCAUUCGUUAAAAUCUAAUAAAUAUGUACUUUGUUUUUUAGCCUUGACCGUCUUUUUGUGUUACUGGAAAGUUGUCCCAACGCGUCUUUACGAACUGCAGCUGCAGAACAACUUGGAGAGAUCGCAAAAAGUAGUCCAUCAAGCAUUGAUUAUGUCUUCACAUGUGUAAGGAAUUUAUUUGUCUUUAAAACACUUUCUAAUUGUCUGAUCAUUACAUAUAUAUAUAUAAAGCAUUUAUUUAACCACUGAUUUUGAGGGUAUAUCGGAAUUAUCAUGUGGUCUAUUUGUUUUUUUCGUUCAUGAUUAUAAAAGAAGUGUAAAGCACUUUUAGAAAUUCAUCGACUCCUAUUCAUUACGUUUUGGAACUUGUUUUUUAUGUCAUCGUGAAUUAGUUGAUGAAAAGUAUGUUUUAUCGUUGACUCAGUAGCUUUGUGGCCAAAGGGUUCGACUCAAUCACUAAGUCUUGCGUUCAAACCCUCUCCACCUACUUCAGUUUCUUUAACCGGGUAGUAUCACCAGAUGUAAAAGAGUGUAACUAAUCCCCAAGCAUCCGGUGAGUCAUUUUACUCUUUUUAAAGAUUUUUCAUAUUUAAACUCUAAGUCUGGUCAAUUACCAUAGCCCGGUAUCUGGUAAGAACCAAGUUUCGUUCAGCUUUAUCUGAUUAAUUUCCGUAUGCAUCAGAAUGUUGUUUUUGACCAUUGAAUUCGGUGUUUUUUCGAAUCACUCUUUUAAUCUUUCGAAUAUCACAUUGAAUUUUGUCUCAAAAUUUUACUGCCAUAUAGUAGUAAAAGCAUUUUAAAAUGACAUUCAAUGGAAGAACCUACAAUGUCCACAGUUAUAGAUUUAGUUGACUUUACAGUAAAUUCGAUCCUGUGUCCCUUCAUUUAAUUUCAUCCCUACUGUAAAUCGUGACCACAAUUCUUUGAAUUUCACUAUUAUUUGUCCUUCUGUCAUCUGGAAUUUUUUGGUCAGCAUUCUCAUAUUUCUAAAGAAACAUCAAGCGGUCUUUAGACUUGGCAAGGAUUUUUUUGGACUUUAUGUUUUAACUUCUAAUGUACGUUUAGUUACUAACUAUCAUAUUUAUAUCUCCCACUAAACCUGAAGCUUAUCCCUCUCCUGCGACAUAAAAACUGGGUUUCUCGUGUUGCUGCAUCAGAAGCUAUUCGUCACAUUGUUCGUCACUUGCCUGAUUGGGAACCAACUGUGAAUUGUCAAAGCUACAUAGAUCAGAAGGACGUUUCAACUAAUGGCUUCCUCAGCCUAAGUGGACUUCGGAUCGACUAUGUUCUAGCUCAGGGUGCUCGACUUUAUAGUAUGGAUGCGCGAGAGCUGGACAGAAAUAACUGUCGGGGUUAUUUUGAGCGGUGUAAAAAGAAUAAUGAAAAUGCAAUGGAAUGUGAUACAUGUGAUCCACAAACAGUCAUUCACCCUUCUCAAAUCUUACCACCAGUACAACGCCAAGAAAUCAACAGUCGUCUAGGCCUGGAAAAUGAUAAUCUAUUAACUGAAGUUUUGGAGAGUCAUGCUGAUGUAUCAAUUGAUAAAUGGAUAACAACAGACGAUUUUAAUGAUGAAACACAACCUGGAUUCACUCAAGUAGAUGUUGAGAGUUGUGUACGGAGUGCUUACAUUGCUCAUAUCGACACAGAUGAGAAAAGAUUCUGUCAGUCCCCUGUUCAGUAUGAUACAAAACGUAUCAAACUAGACUCAUCAAGUGACGUCACCAUUGAUAAAUCUGGAUUGAAUGUUCAAGCUACUGCUUCUGUAUUAAACCAGCCUUUGGGACAUUGGCCAUUAGAUAGAAUGUGUACUACACUUUUAGGUGAUUUGUGGGCAUUGCGUUGGGAGACACGUCAUGGCGCAGCCUCUGGUCUACGAGAAUUACUGUCAGAGCCAAGACAUACUAAACAAGCAGGAAAAUAUAUUGGUCAAUCCGAAAUAGAGAUGUAUAAUAGCCAUUACCAAUAUUUGGAAGAUAUUGUAGUUCGUGUACUUUGUACCUUAGCUCUGGACCAGUUGUCUGAUUUUAUUUCCGAUGAAGUUGUAGCUCCAGUACGUGAAACCGCUGCACAAUUAUUAGGUGUAUUAUCUUUGCAUUUAACAACUGAACAAGUACUAUUAGUAGCAAAACACUUAAUAUUUCUUGUAUCUUUAAACGAUGAAACAGUAACUAAACUGUGCACUAAUAUACCUUGUCAAAAGGACAAUACAAAUGCUUCCAAAAACAGUUGGAUGAUAGCACAUGGUGGAUUAUUAGGCAUCAAAUAUUUGCUUGCUUCAAGAAAGGAUUUAAAAGAUACAUUAUUACCACAUGUUACACCGUGCUUAAUUAGCCGAUUGUUUGGGAUACCAAUUAUAGCUGAUAAUCAAAUCGUCUCUCAACAAAGUGGUCGUCCAUCUUCAUUUAGUGCUAAUGCUCUUGCCGACGAUGAAGAUAUACGUGCUGCUGCCGCUUCAGCAUUACUGCCAAUGAUUGAUACAAUGUGGGUCGAAUCACUUAGUCAGUAUGAAUAUAAUUUAUUUGUAAACCAUGUUUGGUCAUUGAUCCGUAAUACACCAUCAGAUUUAUCACCAUCCACUGGACCUGUACUUAGUUUAGUCUGUGCACUUACUAAAGCUGAAGUGGGAAAGAGGCAGUCUAGCGAACAGCAUAACAGUACAAUCAAAUCAGAAGAGGAUAUUAGCAUUUAUCAAAUUAAUACAAGUGAAAAAAUAAUGAUAAUAACAGAACUACUGCACCAUGUUUCUUCAUCUAUUCGUCAAAGUGCUUUGAACACUCUACAAUGUGUAAUAGAAUCUUGUGAAAAUCAGAUAGAAAGCUUAUCUACUGAUACGUUACAUAUAAUAUUAGAUAACUUAUUCCUGAGGAUACUUUUAGAACCAUGUACCUCAAUACGUGCCCUGGUUACGAAUCUCACAAUCAAAAUUAUUCAAGCAGCUGAAGUGGAUUACCUUGUUGAAGCGAGUAUUCGACGUUUAGAUGUAUGGCUAUGUCAAGUUAUGCAACCGACUGGUAUCCCCUACCCAAAUAAAUUUUUAGUACCCUGUUUAAGAUCUAACUCAGAUAUACAGUUAACAACUAGUGAAUUGAGUUCGAAUAAUGUUGAAUUAACGAAUCUAGGAGUUACAUCAACUGCGAACAUCCCAUCAAGUAAUCAACAGUCUGUAUUUAUACCUCAACCAACAUAUUGUAUUGGUGGUUUUCAGUGCUUAACCGCUAGUCGUUCAGAAAUGGAAUCUUAUGUUUUAGAAACCAGGAUCUCUGCUGUUCGUGUUUUAGCAUAUUUGUGUUCGCGUAUUUGUCAAUACAACCAGUUAAUUCCAGUUCAUUUAUUACCAUGUAUAUCAGAUAAUCCAAAGUCAUCUACUUCAUCAUUAUCAUCAUCAGCAAACAACAUUGAUCAUAAUCAUGUUAAUAGUAAAUCAAUUAGUGUUUUAAAUUAUGUAAUUGGAAAAUUAAUAAGUCAGUUACAUUUAAAGGAUAGAUUAGCAAUGCAACGUUUUAUCUCUGGACUAUUACUGUCUUGUUGGUCUUUAUUACCUCCGAUUUCAUGUUUACCAACUGGUUCUGGUGAUAGUAACGAUAAUAACUCAAUGAAUUCAUCAAAUAGGUUGUUUAAUUCCAUAAAUCCAUUUAACCAAGUAAAUUACAUUGACAAAUUAACUUACACAUGGGCUAAUUUAUUGAAUACUUCCUCAUCAACAUUAUUAACAUAUCAUUUAGAACGGCUACAGAAUUUAUCAGAGAAUGUUUUCACUAAUAUUAAAGUUGACCUACAUGAUAUAACAAAGCAACUACGUGGACGAUUAGAAUCUUGUUUAACUGAAGUAAUUUAUUAUGAAGAAAUAUUAGCUCCUUUCAAAUUAAUGCAAGAAGAUUGUCGUGAAUUAAUUCGACUGAUGAAAAGUGGUGGCCUUCCUGUUGAUUCUCAAAUUCCAUUAAACGGUGUCUUAACAAUAGUUCAUUGUAAAACACUACUUCAAAAAGUGGCCGAAAUAAUUCAUGUUGAAAAACAGCAUUCAGAGAAUGAAGUAUCUUGUGUUGUUGAUUCAUCUCUAUUGGAUCGCUUACAUUGUCAAUUUGAAAGAACUCGAACUACAGUUGACCAUUGUCUUACUUUACAAUUAUAUCUGGGAAACCGUGUCGAAUUGGGCAUAGCCUGUGCAUUUGCUAACAUGAAUUGGAUUUUACCAGGUCGUUUAAGUUUGCUUAUUCGUCCGUUAAUGGACACUAUACGAUGUGUGAAACCAUGUAUAAAUCAAUCCGAUAGUUCUGUGCGAUCAUUGAAUUCAGGUACCGAUGGUAUUUUCCAAAUAAAUUCCCGUCACAAUAUUACUUCUACUGCUACAACUACGUCAUCGAUUUUCGGUGGUAGUAGUAGUAAUAGCAGUGCUGUUGGGGCAUGCAUAGAUAUUUUACCAAUUGGGACAUGUGUACAUCUUCAACGCUUGGCUGCCAGUUGUUUAGCGCGUCUUUUGUGGUUAGAGUGGAAGAUGUUAAGCACUAAUCUCCCAUCACAAUCAUCAUCAACAUUGUUGACGAAUAAAAGUUUACUUCCAAACACUUCCAAAGCUGCUACCAAAGUAAUCAAAAAUCUAACUUCCUAUUUAGUAGAAUCUGAUUCAGACUUCUUGUUGUCUCUAUCAAGUACUUCAAAUCCGUCAUCAGAAGCAAGUGAUCAGCCCAAUGAAGAUCAAUCAUCAUUUGAUACUAAAAUAGCAUGUGUUAAUUCGCUCUCUACAUACCGAUUAGACUUGGUUACAACCACGUCGUCAUCGUCUGAAACACAACAACAAUCUUCCCAACAUCGUGGGGCUUACAUUUCUUUGUCUUGCAUUUGUUAUACAUUUAUCAAUUUAUAUCAUCAUGAAGAGGGUGAAACUUGUUGGUCAUCAUCAAGUAAGAGUAUGGAACCUAUCGAUCACAAACCUUGUUUGCAUCGUUUAUCAAAUGCCUCAUUAAAUAGUCUUCGCCUAGGCAUACCAUCAUUAUGGCAUUUGUUUUGGAUAAAUCCGGUGAAAAUUGUUAUUAAUUUAUAUCGCCAAUCAGGCAUUUCAGUAGAAAACGGUAAAUUUAUAGAAGAAGGUGGAGAAAUACCUGAAAGGAGAGGAAAUUUUCACUUGACUUUGAAGAAAUUGACCGAUGAAGUCAAAUUUAAUAUGUCCAAACUGAAAUCAGUAGAUUUGCCUAAAUCAAGUCAAGAUGAAUUACUUAGUGGAUUGAUUGUAUUAUCUUCAUGUCUCAAUGUUAUUCUACCUUGUAUUGAUCCAGAUCAAAAAGAAAGCUCUUGUGAUCAAAAAGAUGAUAUAUCAUUUGAACAAAUUAUCUGGUUAGCUUCAUUAGUUAUUCGUUUACCAAAUAUUGUUUAUCGUCGGGUCGGUGCACGUCUUCUUGCUGAUUUAACUUUAUUAAAACCUGUUUAUACAUUAAAUAUUUUAUUGCCAUUACUAUUGUUAACUAGUAACGGCAUUUUUUUGCCAACUGAUUCAUCAACAAUAUGUGUCGGUACAUUGGAGACAUUUUUAACAAUUGUUGACAAAUUCUCCAACAUGCAUAAUUCAUCCAGUUAUAUUCUUCAAAGUGUACCACCAGUUAUUCUUGAAGAUCCACUUGCUGAACCGAAUUCGAAGUCAUCCUCGUUAUUAUCAAUGUGUAGAUGUUUUAUGAGUCCUGUGAAUGAACAAUUGACGUCAGAUUUUGAGUCAAAACUUCCAAACGAAUUAACAACUAAAACAAAUAACAUUACUGUUAUUAGUAAUAAUGAAGAUGGAUCAAGUUCAUUAUUAUCUAAUAAUCUGAAAUUGUUUUUACCAUAUGUAGUUUUAUUACUAACUCCAACAUUAAGAUUAAUAUCGAAUUCUAAUCAGCAUAUACGUUCUAUCGCGGGAAGAUUAUUUGCAGCUUUACUGAAUUUACUACCGUUAGAGUCAUCCAUUCCAAAUCCUGAAAACAUGAAGGAAGAAUUUAAACAAAUUCGUCUUGCACAACGUGAAUUUAUUGAUAAUUUACUACAUCCUGAUCGUAUUCAAUCAUACAAUCUACCAAUUAAAAUAAACGGUACACUACGAACAUACCAACAGGAAGGAGUAAAUUGGCUGUGCUUUCUUAAUCGUUACGGUCUCAAUGGUGUAUUGUGUGAUGACUUAGGUUUAGGUAAAACGUUACAAACGAUUUGUAUACUAGCCGGUAGUCACCAUGAAUUGAAACAAUGUUUGGCAAUAAAUAACUCCAAUAAAUACCAUAUGUCUAAUGAGUCAAAUGUGAUGGAUACAAAGGUAGAUGGAAAAUCCCCAAUCUCCCUAGUUAUUUGUCCAUCUACUUUAUGUGCUCAUUGGUUUCAUGAAAUACAACAUUUUGCACAAACUGAAGAUUUAAAUCCUUUGAUUUAUGGCGGCAGUCCCUCAGUUAGACAAAACCUUCAGUCCAAAUUACAUCAGUAUGAUGUAAUCAUUACGUCGUAUGACUUGGUUCGAAGUGAUGUAGGAUUUUUGGAAUUAGUCAACUGGAAUUAUAUUGUUCUAGAUGAGGGUCAUAUUAUCAAAAGUAGUAAAUCAAAGGUCACUCGUGCAGUGAAACAUUUAGUUGCUCAGCAUCGUCUUAUUUUGACGGGAACACCUAUUCAAAAUAGAGUUACUGAGCUAUGGUCUCUAUUCGACUUUCUUAUGCCCGAGUUUCUGGGUACAGAACAUUACUUUUUAGCGAAAUUCGCACGUCCUGUGGCUUCUAGUCGAGAUCCGAAAGCUUCUAAAUCUGACCAACAAGCAGGUCAAUUAGCACUAGAGAAACUUCAUCGACUUGUAUUGCCAUUUAUGUUGAGACGGUUAAAAGAGGAUGUUAUGCAAGAUUUACCGCCGAAGAUUAUUCAAGAUUUCGCUUGUAAAAUGACACCGAUUCAACGUAAACUGUAUGAAUCAUUUCAAAAAACCGAUGAAGGACAAAAAGUGAUGAAUUUUGUAUCAACUAGUAGUGGUGACUUCUAUUCUGAAUGUCGUUCUUCCUCGUUUGGUGGCGUUUCUACAUCACAUGGUUUUCAUGCUCUACGCUACUUUCAAGCAGUUUGCAAUCAUCCAUGUUUAGUUUUGAAAUCUAAUCACCCUUUACUUGAUGAGGUUAAACAAGAAUUAUGCAUAGAUUCAAUGGAACAGUUAAGAACAGUUCACUAUAGUGGAAAACUAUUAGCUUUAUGCCGUCUUCUAACUGAUUGUGGCUUCGGGAGUCCAAACUCAAUCAAUGGCUCAAAUGUUGGCAGUAGUGGUAAUAUUUAUUCAACCACUUUGUCAUCAACGUCUGCGACAUCGACUUCAUCUCAUUAUUUGGAUUCUUAUCCAGGUCUACUAAGUCAGCACAGAGCUUUAAUAUUCUUUCAAACACGUGAAAUGUUACAAUUGACUGGAGAAAUGCUUAAAAAACAAUUUCCAUGGAUAACUGCUACACGAUUAGAUGGUACUGUACCGGUGAACGAACGGCACAAUCGUGUGGUUAAAUUCAAUCAAGAUCCAUCGAUCGAUUUGAUGUUAUUGACAACAGCUGUUGGCGGAUUAGGGUUAAAUUUGACUGGUGCAGAUACUGUAAUCUUUGUGGAACAUGACUGGAACCCAAGUAAAGAUUUACAGGCCAUGGAUCGAGCUCAUCGUAUCGGUCAACGACGCACAGUCAAUGUUUAUCGUCUAAUUACUGAAGAUAGCAUAGAAGAGCAAAUUAUGAAUUUACAAGCCUUCAAAUUGCAUUUAGCCAAUACAGUUUUAACAGCAGAUAAUAAAAGUUUGAAUGAAAUGGAUACAGGACAUUUAUUUGAUCGAUUAACAGAGAACAACGACAAUCGAAUGUCUAGAGAUAAUCAUACAGAUUUUCAAUUUGCUUCACUAGAUGAUCUUGAAGCAUGUUAUGAAGCUGAAUAUAAUUUAGAUACUUUUGUUGCUCGUUUAAAAACAAAUUAAUCUUUUUAUUCUUACCCUAUGUACAAAUUUAUAGAUUUGUCCUUACAAAUUGUCAGUUAAUUUAUUUUCAUUGUUGGUUUUUGUCAUUACUGUUCGUCUCUCCAUUUUUGGCCAAUUUUAUUACAAGUUAUCUUACAAUGAAGUAGUUGAUGUGUUAUUUUAUCUCUGAGAAACAAUAUCUCAUUUGUUGCAUUUCUUCAUUUUAUCGUUUAUCUUGUCUUAUUUCAUCCAUCCUGAUGUAUGUAUUUCAAUAUGCGGAUGAUGAUUACUUUCCAACUUGUUGGCUAACCCUUUUGUUUUUGUCAGCGAAAAUCAGUAUCGAUUAUUAAAUGUAGAAUUGUUAUUUUAUGCCUAAAUGUCUUAUUGGGGUUCCGAUAAGUUAUUGAAAUUCAGUUUUUGAGUCGGAAUCAGUUACUGUUGCCCAGUAACAUUUAAUCUUGAUACAAAUAGUGAAUGCGCUAAUGUUCUGUAUGUUAUUACUAUCUUUGUUACGGAUUUUUCAGUUUCUUAUCAUUGCAAUGUCCUUUUUUUAUAUGCCUAUUGUUACUAUUUUGAAUCAUAUGUACUAAAACUACUACAUUAAUCUGUAACAGGUUUGAUAUCAAUUAUAUCCAAUUUUACGGAUCUAAGAAUCCUGUGUACAACCAUGAUGUUGAUGAUUUCUGAACUUUAUGGUUUAUUGUAUCUAAUGUUAAAUGUCCGUAAAAUAUAGAAUAGAAUGGUUUUAUACUGAUUAACACUUAUCACUGAGCUAAUGAUCUUUUUUUCCCAGUAAACUGAUGCUCCUUCUAAGAUUUGAGCGCGGUGUAUGAAUCCUAAAUUUUAAUAAUUCACUUACUGUCCGUAAUACUAGUAUAGUAUUCAUUUUUUUUAAAUACGUUGAACAAUAUCAAGAUCGGUAUAACAUAUUACAUAGAAGGUUCAAAAUAUCAGUCCAAUGAGUUCUGAUUCUUCUUAUUAAAGUGCACAUGUUUAAUAUACAGUUUCAGUGCGAUCAUAUAAGUACAAAUGCAAUUAAAAUACUUCCCAUUGUAAACCAGCCGAACGUAAUAUCAUUGUCUGAGAAGACCAAUAUCCAAUCGAGUAACUAACAGGCAAAAUUAUUGAAAUUGUGUUUCUUUUAUCGUAUUCAAUCGACUUGCGUCAUGUGACAUUUAUUUUAAUACAUUUCUAGAUGUGUAUAUUUUUAUGUUGCUUGUGUUUUUAACGUUAAUACGCUUGCUAGUUUAAU